AUGGGUGACGGCUACGCCUUCCACUGGAGCGGUCGCCACAAGGCAGAGCGACGGGACGCGGGCGUUGUCUUUGCCAUCCAAAACGACAUCAUUGAACGACUGCCCUGUCUGCCGCAGGGCAUCAACGAUCGCCUGAUGAACCUCCAUCUGCCUCUCCAGGGAGGCCAAUUUGCCACCAUCAUCAGCGUCUACGCCCCGCCUAUGACCAGCCUUGACGCUGAAAGGAACAAAUUCUACGAGGACCUGCACGUCCUCCUGAAGUCUGUGUCGAAGGCGGAUAAGUUGAUUGUGCUUGGCGACUUCAACGCCCGCGUCGGCACAGACCAUUCCGCCUGGAGAGGAGUGCUGGCUCCCCAUGAUCUCAACAGCUCCAUUGACAAUGGUCUGCUCCUUCUGCGAACACCUGGAGAACACCGUCUCACCCUGACCAACACCUUCGCCAUCUGA
Molecule: messenger RNA, 447 nt
Organism: Spirometra erinaceieuropaei
Lineage: Eukaryota; Metazoa; Platyhelminthes; Cestoda; Diphyllobothriidea; Diphyllobothriidae
Source: the annotation of a GenBank genome assembly